AUGAAGGAGAUCAGAUACCAUGCCAGUGAAGCUCUGGAGAACCGGAGAGCCGCAAACUAUAUACCGACAUUCGUUUACGAUGGACUGCCUGAUCCGUCAGGGCGCCCCGAUGUCGAGAUUCGAAAUGACUUCUUCGGCACUCGAAGAAAGCUGCGAAUAGGUGUUCUUGGGGCCGGCAUCAUGGGCUUGCAGUUCCUACAUUCUGCCGAGAAGCUGAAAGACGUCGAGAUUGUGGUUUACGAGAUGAACGAAGAUGUCGGAGGCGUGUGGUUAACGAGCAAGUAUCCUGGCUGCCGAUGCGAUAUCGCCUCGAUGGUGUAUCAGUUCUCCUGGCGAGCCAACAUCUGGUCAGAGAUGUAUGCUCCGGCUGCCGAGAACCUUGCGUACAUCAAGACUGUGGCCAAGGAAAACGACUUCUACCGCUUCAUCAAGUUACGCCAUAAGAUCUUAUCCGCGAAAUGGACCGACGACGAUUCACUGUGGACAUUAAAGCUCAAAGACCUUGAGAGCAAUACUGAAUUCGACGAUAAAGUCGACGUCUUCCUUGAAUUCAAUGGUCCGGUCAGCAAUCCUAGACUAACUCCUUUGCCUGGCAUAGAGCAUUUCAAGGGUGAGGUGGUUCAUCCAGCUCACUGGAAGGACGAGACCACUGUGAAGGACAAAAGGGUGGCUUUGAUAGGAUAUGGAUGUUCUGGCGUGCAAAUUGGGCCGAACAUUGUCAACAACGUGAGUAAGCUCUACAGUUGGUUCAGAAACAAGACAUAUGUGCUGCCACCUCCAAAUCAAGCCUUCUCCGCAGAAGGUGGCAACAACUUCAAGUACAGUGAAGCACAGAAAGAGCUCCUCAAGGACCCAGACGUCUACCUCGCAUAUCGCAAAGCUAUCGAGGACGGCUUCAAUCGACGGUACUCCUAUCUAAUCAAUGGCGGCAAGGUUGGGAACGAAGUGCAAGAAAUGGUCGUGAAGUACAUGAGAGAGAAGCUUAAGUCAAAGCCGGAGCUGUUCGAAGCCAUCAUACCUCACGAUUUUGGCAUCGGCUGUCGCCGACAGACCUUUGCAUACGGCUACCUCGAAGCCCUGACACACCCGAAGACGACAGUCUUUCUUGCGCCGCCGCAGCGCUUCACGGAUACUGGCUUAAUGGAUGCCGAUGGCAAAGAGCAUCCCGAUCGACCUUUGAAUGGAGAGAUCGUCGCUGAGAAGUGGAAAGAUCUUCUGUCGCCACCAUGCUACAUGGCAUGCAUGCCAAAGGGCAUGCCUAACUACUUCAACCCAGCUUCCGCAUUUGGUCCACUACCACAAGGCAACUUCUACCAAUCCUCCGAAGCAUAUGCUGAGUACAUCGUCAAAAUGAUCGACAAGGUACAGCUAGACCGCAUCCUCAGCUUCCAGCCCAAGGACAUCGCCGUGGAUCACUUCGUUCGUCAUGCAAAUGCCUGGAUGAAACGCACAGCCUUGACUGGACCUUGUGUCGCUUGGUAUAAGGGGAACGAUGGCACAUCGAAGCCACCUUCCCUAUGGCCUGGUGAGAGGAAUCAGUUCAUCAAGAUUCUGCAGAUGCCUCGCUUCGAAGACUUCGACUUGCGGUACGAAAAUGCGGAUGAUAUGUUUGGCUACUUUGGUAAUGGUUGGUACCUUGAGACCCAUGGGACUGAAGAUGGAGACAAAAGCUGGUAUAUGGGCAAGCCGAAGAGGCAUGUUGGGCAAGAUAUAAUUGAGAAGCUGAGAGGGACAGAUCCUAGUGUUGGCAGGGCGGGCGUGGAGAUUCUUGUGAAGACUGGGGAAGAUGGACAGCAUUCAUAG
Fulvia fulva is the source of this 1803-nucleotide messenger RNA. RefSeq names its product FAD-binding monooxygenase moxY. Bases 1 to 1803 code for a protein of 600 amino acids. The record is from RefSeq and is a predicted model, not a curated record. Lineage: Eukaryota; Fungi; Ascomycota; Dothideomycetes; Mycosphaerellales; Mycosphaerellaceae. The transcript is spliced from 3 exons. Gene Ontology annotation, molecular function: NADP binding; flavin adenine dinucleotide binding; N,N-dimethylaniline monooxygenase activity.